CCUCCGCACGGGCGCGAGCACGCCACCGUCCUGGUCGUUGGAAGCGCGGCCGCUCCGGCUGGCCCUGGAGGGCGGGGCUGUAGGGGAAAGUGCCAAAACCAUUGAGUGAAGUGAGAAUUCUACUAGAGAGGAAAUGGCUGCCUCUUCAUCAUCAUCCUCAGCUGGUGGGGUCAGUGGAAGUUCUGUCACUGGAUCUGGUUUCAGUGUCUCAGACCUUGCCCCGCCACGGAAAGCCCUUUUCACCUACCCCAAAGGAGCUGGAGAGAUGUUAGAAGAUGGAUCUGAGAGAUUCCUCUGCGAAUCCGUUUUCAGCUAUCAAGUGGCAUCUACCCUUAAACAGGUGAAACAUGAUCAGCAAGUUGCUCGGAUGGAAAAACUAGCUGGUUUGGUAGAAGAGCUGGAGGCAGAUGAGUGGCGGUUUAAACCCAUCGAGCAGCUGCUUGGGUUCACACCCUCUUCAGGUUGACCUUGCCUGGAUGGUCGCCUCUGGUGCACAGCAAGUGCAGGGCCAGCAAGGGACUUUUCUUACAGCUUACAUAGCCAUCCAGAGAUUCACAGCUCCAUUGCUGAAUUGUUAAUUCACAUCCAUACUUGGUUUCUCUGUAUCUAAAGCAACAAAUACUUAUGUAUGAUCUUGCAGGGAAAAUUUUUUUUUAUUUGUUAAAAAAAAUAUUGAGAAUCAUAUUAAGACAAUCGGCAUAAGAGAACCAGGAGGUUUGGGUUUAAGAGAUAUUUAUAAUACUUCACAAGCCAGGGAGGACACCUACCCGAAUUGGCCAACUGAAUGGCGUCUCUCUUGCCAUUCAUGCAGUGCCUGGAAUCCUCACAGUUAAGUCCAAGGUCAGCACCUGGAUUUAUAAAAUACAGCAUUUCUGACCUAAAACAGUUCUUUUUUGCAGAUGAAUGUGAUUUCAACUCAGGAUCUGUCCAAAUGAGGAAUUUUGAAAUGUUCGGGGUUUUUUCUAUUUUUAGACAUUCUAUAGAUUCUAACUUUUUCUAACCUCUUCCAGACAUGCCAAGUGCUGGCAAAAAGAAUUGCUUUUUGAAUGUUGAAGCACUUGUAAAAAUAAAGCAGUGAGCAAAAUCCUUUUAAACAGAAAUCCUGAGUUCACCUUGUUGGUGGGCUCAAGCAAUUCUAUAGCAAAUAAAUCCUUUGAAAGAGCUCCAGAUUAGUUUCUUUAUCCUUUCAAAGUCUCAGGGAUUUAGGAUAGGGGGAAGAGGUCAAAUUACUUUUUAUAAGAAGGGAAUCUAAAAACCAUUUCCCCUAAGCAAAUGGUAGAUUUGUUUUUAUCUCAGGGAUAUUUGUCCUUACAGAAAUAUGUGAAUUUAUCUUAUCAAUAUCUGAGUAGGUUUUAAUACCAUAAUAGGGAAAAACCUGAAAAGCUAAGAGGUGUCCUUCGUUCUUUCUCAUGGGACCCCAGGGUCCACACUGCACAAUUAGGAGAAUCCUUUAUUAGAUUGUAUGCAAAUUUUGCCUUAGAUGACAUUUGCCUCUCUCCUCAGCAAUAACUUGUUACCUGACGUGCUUAGGGUUGCUUAAUUAUGAAUAAAUAUAAUCCCAGUAGCAGUUGACCUUAAUCUCAGGAGUUCAAAAUAUUUAACACGUACUACCUGACAGAGAGGGAGGUGGUGACCUCAUUGAGUCAUUAAGGAUUCUGAGCACAAGAAAGUUAAAGACCUGCUCAUGGUCACAUAGCCCAGGCAGAAGAAAAUCUUGGAACUUGGAAUAGAUUGCAGUUGAUAAUUCAGCCCACUAUUGUUGCCUCUAAAGCACAUCAGAGCACAAAAAUUACCACCUAUUUCCACAAGCAAACUCACCUAUUUCCACAUUAAUAUUUCUCGAACCCAAACAAGUUCCAUAUUUGAAAGCCAUUGAGUUUCCUAACAUUGUAUUUUUUAGCAUCAACCAUCUUGAUGAUUACCAAAGGAAAAAUUAAAAAUACCUAGACUGCAGUAAACCUUUAAAUCAUAUUUUCAGUGACAGUUUAGAAGCAAUCACUAACUUUCAUUCAUUUCAUUUGUAUAACUGUACAACACAGACACUGUAUCCCUUCAUCUUUACCCUUUGGUAUUUGAACUUGUAGACUAUUUUUCUCUUUAAGUUGGACAUUUCUUUUUAUGGUCUUAGAAGUUGAAGAAAUCCUAGGGCUGAACAGAAGUGCUUUCUGAAGCACCUUUCACAGUGAUCAAUCAGCUGCUCCUUAAGUGCUACCAGGAACAAGACCACUGUUUUUGAAGACAGCCCUUCCCUCUCUGUACCUUUCUGUUGGUCAUUAUGUCUUAGCAUCCACAAUUCCUGUUACCGUGCUUUGGGCUUAACGAUGGACCUUGUUGCUCAUCUGUCAUCUCCUCUGCACUUAUGUGCCAGUCACUCACAGGCAUUAAUUAUAAUCCUUUCAAUAAUGCUGCAAGAUAUGUAAUACCCCCUAAAACAGAAGAGGAACUUGAAGCUUAGAGCAAACAUUACUUGCCAAGCCUGCAUAGCUAAGGAAAUGGCCAAGUCUGGAUAUUAACUCCAAGUCUGCCAGACUCCAAAGCUGAGAUUAUUUUAGAUGCACCAUGCUGCAUCCCCCUGAGCCCAACCCACUGCCUUGUACAAAGAAAAAUCCUAAAACCUUAUUUUUUUAAUGAUAAAAUGAAUUAACUACCUGGAGGAAAUAAGCCUCGUCACUACCCUCCCUUCUCCCUCCCAGUGCUUGGUGACAAGGGGUCUCAAGCACAAUGAAGGAACAGCGUCCUCUUUAGGAACUGAUAGGAAUUAGCUAUACGUUAGUGUCUACAUAGCCUUUUAAGGUUCAGUAUGGUGAAAAUGUAGUUAGAUGCUUGAGGCACACCUAAGUGAGCAAGGAGGAAAGCAAGAGGGCAGAUGGCAGCUAAUGACCAGGACUGCACAGACAGCCAUCUGAAGAAAGCUGAUGGUAAUGGUGCCUCUGUGCAUAAAACACAAAGCAUUUUCACAUAUGUCAUGUCUUGAUUCUCACAUCAACCCUGUGAGAUAAAUGAGGCAAGUAUUAUUUCACAGUUGAGGCAACAGGCACAGAGAAGGUAAGGUACCAAGAUUAUAGUUAAUAAGCAAGGGAGCUAGGUCUUUCAAAUCUGUGUCUCUAUGCCUUCUAGUUUAUCAUAUACUAGAAAAUCUGAAGGCAGAAUUUGCUGUUAAAGAAUCGUUCAUGUUGAUCUGAUACAUAAUUACAUAUAACUAUUUUGUCUCAUGGUAAUGAGACAUAGUAAACUUAAAUAAAGCUGGUUUUACUUCUA
Diceros bicornis minor is the source of this 3258-nucleotide messenger RNA. It is a transcript of the gene ANAPC16, whose product is annotated as anaphase promoting complex subunit 16. The transcript is spliced from 4 exons. Bases 134 to 466 code for a protein of 110 amino acids. The record is from RefSeq and is a predicted model, not a curated record. Gene Ontology annotation, cellular component: cytosol; kinetochore; anaphase-promoting complex. Lineage: Eukaryota; Metazoa; Chordata; Mammalia; Perissodactyla; Rhinocerotidae. Gene Ontology annotation, biological process: protein ubiquitination.